Messenger RNA from Metopolophium dirhodum (rose-grain aphid), 608 nucleotides. Its product is annotated as small ribosomal subunit protein eS27-like. Gene Ontology annotation, molecular function: RNA binding; structural constituent of ribosome. The coding region runs from base 277 to 528 and encodes 83 amino acids. NCBI's taxonomy places the organism in Eukaryota, Metazoa, Arthropoda, Insecta, Hemiptera, Aphididae. Gene Ontology annotation, cellular component: ribosome; cytosolic small ribosomal subunit. Gene Ontology annotation, biological process: translation; ribosomal small subunit assembly. The record is from RefSeq and is a predicted model, not a curated record. The transcript is spliced from 4 exons.
UAUUAUACUAUAUAGAUAUAAUUUAUUAGUAUUGUAACAAUACUACGAUAGCCCAAUAAUUAUUAUUAUUUUCUUAUUAUUAAUUGUGCUAAUACAAAUAAUAACCAAGUGCAGCUUAUGCACGUUGACGGUAACCAAUUUUCUUUGCACGUUGUAUAGAAAUUACUAAUUGACAAUUGUCAGUUGUCACUGUCCAUCCCGUUCCUUAGUCGUGAAUGAUUUUGGAAAGUUUAGCGAUUCUUGACUAGCGUACAGAUAUAUAUGUAUUGAUUUAAAAUGCCUUUAGCUAAAAGUAUUCUUCAUCCAUCUGCUGUAGAAGACUUACGUAGCCACAAAUUGAAGCGGCUUGUACCUCGUCCAAAUUCAUAUUUUAUGGAUAUCAAGUGUCCAGGUUGCUACAAGAUUAAAACCGUUUUUAGUCAUGUUCAAGAUAGAGUGAGAUGUGACGGUUGUCUAAUAGUACUUUGCAGACCAACUGGAGGCAAAGGAAAAUUGUCCGAUGGAUGUUCAUAUCGAAAAAAACACUAACGAACUAUUUGUUUUAAAUUCAAAAUUAAUAUUAAAUUGAUUGAUAUUUUCAUAAUAAAAAUUAUAUUUUAUUAACAUUA